This is a messenger RNA of Phycomyces blakesleeanus NRRL 1555(-), 612 nucleotides long. RefSeq lists its product as hypothetical. The transcript has a single exon. The record is from RefSeq and is a predicted model, not a curated record. The annotation marks the transcript as partial. Lineage: Eukaryota; Fungi; Mucoromycota; Mucoromycetes; Mucorales; Phycomycetaceae.
AUGAACAUCGAUUGGUUUCAACCUUUUGAUGAGGUCACUUACUCCUGUGGUGCAAUAUACCUUUGCAUCAACAACUUGCCAAGAUUGGAACAGUACAAGAACAAGAAUGUUGUUCUCGUUGGUCUCAUGCCAGGGCCCAAGGAAGCAAAGACAAGUGAGAUCAAUCACUACCUCCGUCCCCUUGUCACAGAACUCAACCAGUUGUAUGGCGGUGUGGUGAUGCCUACCAUACAGUGCCCAUCUGGUGCUCUUGUCCAUGCUGCCCAUCUUCUUGUUGCCUGCAACAUUUCUGCUGCCCGUAAGACUUGUGGGUUCACCUCUCAUUCAAGCACAUGUGCAUGUAAUAAGUGCAACCAACAGUUCCCUCACCUUCCAGACUCCAAUGCUGUGGACUACUCUGGGUUCAUGUUUUCUGAGUGGGUGCCUUGCACUGAUGCCAAAAACUGUCGUGAUACCGAGUUGUGGAGAAUGGCUAGCAGUGAUGCACAGAGAAAGAGAUUGGAGAGGAAAAAUGAUGUUCGAUGGUCAGAAUUGCAUGACCUGGUUUACUUUAACCUUGUGGAGUGCACUGUCAUCAGCCCAAUGCACAACCUGUACCUCGGAACAGCAAAG